AUGGCGUGGUAUUCUCUUUUGCCAGAUUAUCUGGCCUUCUGGGAGACAUGGAUUGUUAGGGUUUUCAUCUUCCUCGGCACCCUUACAAUUGGCCCAUGGGCUGCUCUCGUCGUUUUCGACCUGAUAUAUUACUUGGUUCGCAUUGUUGUACAUGAAAUACCCCUUGUUGGCGGUCGAUACCAGGGCUGGCGAAAGCCACAAGCCCCGAACUUGACAAACCGGCCCAGUGGACGCCGGAGGACGUUUAGUUUACGGGGGGAAGCAGCUGGAGAAGAUUUCACAAGACGGGAAAGCUUUCGUUUCCGCCUUUGCUUUGUUCUCUUGCUUGUCUGGCCUCUCUCAACUCCCACCACCAUGGCGACCACCACCGAGGAAUUCCCAGAGUCUCCUCUGGAGCUUCUCCACAUGAUCCUCGAUUCUUUCCAGGCGACCAUUGACAACUUUUGGGAAAAUGUAGACCUGCUCAAGACCAAAGCGCUCGAGAUGGAUCAAACGCAGAUGGCCAUUUUCGCCGCACUGCUGGCUAUUUUUCUGACGCAGGCCUGGUCGAAGAUUGUAUCUCUCUCUCUCUCUCUUUUUAGCAAAAUUAGAGUCUCGAAAAAGGCUCGCUAUCUCGACUCGCCUGGGUUUCCGGUGCCAGCUCGCCUUGAGGACUUUAACUUGGCGACGGCGGAACCGUUGCAAUUGAGGCCAUUCAAACCAAAAUACCACCUUACUAUGGCCCUCGAAACCCUCAACCCCGACGAACUCAUCCCCAUGGACAAAACAUACAAAGAACGUGUGCAAUACCGCCGCAAAAUCCUCAAAGAACACCCAGACAUUGUCGUUGCCAUGCACGACGAAUCCGACAAACGCAUCGUCGCCGCCGUGAGCGAUUUUUACCGAUACAUCAUGUCCACGUAUCUGCCCGUGCGCUAUCCUACCCUUUUUCGUUUGCACGAGACUGCAUUUGAGACUGGGAAAGCGUAUAUGCUCGAGAAUCUCGUCAUGAAGGAGUUGUAUCCGUCUGAAGUCACGCGAUUGAAUUCACCGAAACGCGCGCUGGAGAUUUUGUGCAAGACUGUGGAUGAGGAUUUUCUCAUUUUGCUCCCUGAGCAUGAAGAAGAAGAUGGCAAAGAAGGCAAAGAUGCAAAAUACAAACUCGUCGCAUACGAAACAUGCUACCCAGCCGGCUUCAACCCUCGCAAGAAACUCGGGAAACGGCUUGCUCAGAUCCAUGCGCCUGUUCCGGGGUAUCAGGAGAAACUGGAGCGCAGUAUGGAUCGGUAUUUUGAUGGGUUGGAAGCGAAUAAAUAUGUCAAGCGGGCCAACUGGAGUAUUUCGACAAAUACAGAAUUGUUUGCUGCCUUUGGCGGCUUGCACAGCACUGGGGAACAGGCCAAAGAUGAGGAAAAGAUUAAAGAGGGGGAGUUGGAUAUUGACUCUACACUUCUCCGCUGCGAGCGCCAGACCCUGCAUCGUCUGCCCAAUUCCAAAGCAAUCGUUUUUGGUUUCCACACAUAUACCUACCCGAUCAGCCAGAUCAAAAAGGAGGGACUCGGUGAGGAUCUUGCAGUGGCCAUUGACGGACUCAAGAACGGGGGUACGCCGGCUAUUCAUGGAUACAAGCGAGGACCGGUCUGGGCUGAUGCCGUCAAGGCAUAUUUGCGAGACGAUAAAUAG
This is a messenger RNA of Talaromyces rugulosus, 1662 nucleotides long. RefSeq lists its product as uncharacterized. The transcript is spliced from 6 exons. The coding region runs from base 1 to 1662 and encodes 553 amino acids. The record is from RefSeq and is a predicted model, not a curated record. Lineage: Eukaryota; Fungi; Ascomycota; Eurotiomycetes; Eurotiales; Trichocomaceae.